GUCACUGAGGCGCCCUGGCUCUCCCGAGCCGCUAGUACUGCUGGUAAAAAGAUGGGAAAAUCAGAUAGCCGUUCAUCGAAAAAUUUAACAUAAAAUGCCAGCUUUUACCACACCUGUCCGGAUGCUAGAAGACUGAGCUCCAGCAGCGAUUUGAGCUCCACUAGACAACGAAAAAGUUGAAGCGGCAUCAUCGGCAACACUCGACUGUUUCAAGGCAGCGCCACAAGGUCUGAAAGGAUUUACCUACAUCUGUUCGUCUGUUGGCUCUUUCUCAGUUAGCAGAAGAUGUACGGUAGCGCCCGCUCUGUUGGCAGAGGGGAUGCCAAAAACGGUGGAGGAAGAGACGGAGGCGGUGGUGGUAAUCAGGGAUCCGGCCGUUCACCACGCCUCCCUCGAUCUCCUCGGAUGGGCCACCGACGCACCAACAGCACCGGCGGCAGCGGAGGCGGUCCUGGAGGAGCGGGCGGGAAAACUCUCUCCAUGGAGAACAUCCAGUCCCUCAAUGCUGCGUAUGCCACCUCAGGACCCAUGUACCUGAGUGAUAACGAGGUUGCCAUGGCGGGCGACCACAUACCCAAAAGUGGUGUGACGGUGACCGCCGCAGGGCGACAAAGGGUGACGUACGGAUCGCGAGGAAGCAGCGGUGGAGUCGUGGCUGCUAGCACUCCCAAUAUCUCCACCACAGUGCCUGCUAACGCAGUGCUGCCUGCAGGCAUGAUGGCAGGGGAUGCGCUGGCGUUCGGGGACCACCACAUGGCCUCCACAGUGCCACACUCUCUAAGGCAGGCCAGAGACAACACCAUACUCGACCUGCAGGCCCAACUUAAAGAGGUUCUGCGUGAGAACGAGUUGUUGCGGCGAGAAGUGGAAGUGAAGGAGAGCAAGCUGAGUUCCUCCAUGAAUUCCAUCAAAACCUUCUGGAGCCCGGAGCUGAAAAAGGAGCGAGCCCUCAGGAAGGACGAAGCUUCCAAGAUCGCCGUUUGGAAGGAGCAGUAUCGCGUUAUUCAGGAUGAAGCACAGCACCUCCAGAUGACUGUUCAAGCCCUUCAGGACGAGCUGAGGAUCCAGAGGGACCUGAACCAGCUGUUCCAGCAAGACCCCGCCAGCCAGGGAAGGGAACUGGCCCUCACAUCUGAACCCACGGAAGAGAACUACCGGAGGCUACAUGCUGAACACGAGAGGCAGGCCAAGGAGCUCUUCCUCCUGAGGAAGACGCUGGAAGAGAUGGAGCUGAGGAUUGACACACAGAAGCAAACCUUGGUCGCCAGGGACGAGUCCAUCAAAAAGCUUCUGGAGAUGCUGCAGAGCAAAGCUCCAUCUGCCAAAGCGUCAGAGGAAGACCAGGAGAGGACCAGGAGGCUGGCUGAUGCAGAAAUGCACCGGCAUCACCUGGAGAGUUUACUGGACCAGAGAGAUCGAGAGAUUACCGCCCUCAGAGAGCAGGAGCUUCAUCGUCGCUACGAAGGAACUCCAGAGUCCACCAAAACAAAGGCUUUACAGACUGUUAUCGACAUGAAGGAUGCAAAAAUCAACUCCAUGGAGCGGAGCCUGAGGGACAUGGAGGAGGAGCUGCUCAUGAUGAAGUCCAACGGACUUCUGAGCUGCGAGGAGCGGCAGGAAGAGAUGAAACAGAUGGAGGUGUACCGCAGUCACACCAAGUUCAUGAAAAACAAGAUGGAGCAGGUGAAGCAGGAUCUCUCCAGGAAGGACUCUGAGCUGCUGGGUUUGCAGACUAAGCUUGAGACCUUAACUAACCAGUUCUCAGACAGCAAACAGCACAUCGAAGUCCUCAAGGAGUCUCUCACCGCCAAGGAGCAGCGUGCUGCCAUCUUACAAACAGAAGUUGAUGCCUUACGCCUGCGCUUGGAGGAGAAGGAGGCAACUUUGAAUAAGAAGAGCAAGCAGAUCCAAGAAAUGUCCGAGGAGAAGGGAACCCUGAACGGAGAAAUCCAUGACCUGAAGGACAUGCUGGACGUUAAGGAGCGCAAAAUUAAUGUGCUGCAGAAAAAGAUUGAGAACUUGCAAGAGCAGCUGAGGGACAAAGAGAAGCAGAUGAGCAGCUUAAAGGAGAGGGUGAAGUCCUUGCAGGCAGACACUUCAAACACAGACACGGCGCUCACAACAUUGGAGGAGUCUCUUGCGGAAAAGGAGCGAAUCAUUGAGCGUCUGAAGGAGCAGCGGGACAGGGACGACCGAGAGAAGACGGAGGAGCUAGACUGCUCCAAGAAGGAACUGAAAGAGCUGAAGGAGAGGCUGAGCUUACUGCAGGGAGACCUGUCAGACCGAGAGACCUCUCUGUUGGACCUGAAGGAGCACGCUUCAUCUCUAGCCUCUUCAGGACUCAAGAAAGACACCAAACUCAAGAGUUUGGAAAUAACCUUGGAGCAGAAGAAGGAGGAGUGCCUCAAACUGGAGAACCACCUAAAGAGAGCUCAAAAUGCGGCACUGGAAGCUCAAGCCAACACAGAGCUGGCGGAGCGCAUCAGGAACCUGGAACAGGAAGUGGUCCGACACAGGGAGGAUUCUGGAAAGGCUCAGGCGGAGGUGGACCGCCUCCUCGAGAUACUUAGAGAAAUGGAGAACGAGAAGAACGAUAAGGACAAAAAGAUCAGUGAGCUGGAGAGUUUGGCCUCCAGGCAAAUGAAGGACCAGACGAAAAAGGUGGCCUCCCUGAAGCACAAGGAGCAGGUGGAGAAGAGCAGGAAUGCUCGACUGAUGGAGGAGGCCAGGAAGAGGGAGGACAACCUGUCCGAAUCGUCCCAGCAGGUGAAGGACACUCUGCGUCAGAAAUCAGAGCGCAUUGAGGAGCUGGAGGAGGCUCUGAGGGAGAGCGUUCAAAUCACUGCUGAGCGAGAGAUGGUGCUGGCGCAGGAAGAGGCUGCUCGAUCGCUGCAGGAAAAACAGCACUCACUCAAACCAAUGCAUGAGUCCAACCUCUCCCACUUUAAGUGGUCUAAGAUGGAGGAGCUGCUGGGUGCCAUGGAGAAGGUGAAACAGGAGCUGGAGUCCAUGAGGGCCAAGCUGGCUUCUACCCAGCAGUCUCUGUGUGAGAAGGAGGCCCACCUGACAACCCUGAGAGCUGAGCGCAGGAAACACCUGGAGGAGGUGCUGGAGAUGAAGCAGGAGGCCCUUCUGGCCGCCAUCAGUGAGAAGGACGCUAACAUCGCGCUGCUGGAGUUGUCGUCCUCUAAGAAGAAGAAGACGCAGGACGAGGUGGCUCAGCUGAAGCGAGAGAAGGACAGGCUGGUGCAGCAGCUCAAGCAGCAGACUCAGAACCGAAUGAAGCUGAUGGCCGACAACUACGAAGAUGAUCAUUUGAAGGCUGCACACGACCACACAAAUCACAAACCCUCUCCAGAUCAGAUGAUACCCCCUCUUCUUGUCCUGUCCCAGAACCGCAGUAAGCUCAAACUCUACAUCGCCCACCUGACAGACCUCUGCCACGACCGAGACCCCAGCAUCCUCAGCCAGCUCACGCCUCCGUCUCACUACCACCACAGCGACCCUGAAGACUGGGAGGAGGAACUUCAGAAAAUGAGCAACGAACAGUUGAAACGGGAGACUGAGGUGUGUGAGAAGGAGAACGGGGAGCUGCUGGAGUUUGCCAAUUCAGUUCUCCAGCAAAUCGCAGACUUCUGCCCUGACAUCCUGGAACAGGUCGUCAAUGCGCUGGAGGAGUCAUGCUGACAAAUCUGACUUUGGACUUGAGCAAGCGGAGCCCAGGAAACGCCGACCUCCAUCCGAGAAGAAGAGAGCCGGCCGAGGCUUCAUCUUCUCCACCCUGCAUCAAGUUUUCCAGGAAACUGAAGUGCUUUUCUGUCUCUUAUGUCACUCUGAGGUCAGGCUGGCUGCAUCAAAAUAAGGAAAUUUACAAAGCAACACUAUGAAGACAUGUUUUAUUUAGUGCAAAUGAGGGAGGAGAACUAAAGCACACACAGUGGGGCGAUCUUUAUCUUUUAGCAUAGCCGCAUUGUAAAAGAUGUUCCAGAUGAAAGAAGGGAGCCUCACAAAGCCUUACCUCCAGCAGGAACUGACCUUCAUGAGGCACUUUUGUCUCAGGCUUUUACCUCUUUUAUUCAUCUCUCAAGCCUUUCAUGUUAAAAGGGGAACACGGACAGAAAAGCACUUUUUUUAUUUCUGGGGGAGCUGCUACACCCAAAGGGAGCAGGGUGGAGUCGAGUUCGGAGGUGAGGCCUUGUUUUCAGUCUCGCGUUACCCAUUGCAGCGCCAUCAAAAUGCCACUUUUUAACUAGAAGAGCUCCUGAUGCCCUAGUGUCGGUACGUUACUGCGUCGUCAGUGGCAGUAGAGGGGGAUCAAGGCUCAACCUUUCACAGAAGAUCUGAGUUUAGUUACUACGUUUAUUACCGAGGAGAGGAUUUAGAAAAGCUUUUCUUUCAUUUCUCGAUGGUUUUGCACACAGCGUCCACUUGUUUAUGAGGUAUGCAAUGUUUCUUUUUUUUUUUUUUGAGAACGUUCUCGUGGCCUUGGAGCAUGCACAGAGAUCAGUACAGGACCUAAAUGCAGAGGCUUUUCUGCCUCUGUAAUACUGGUGCUAUGGCAUGAUGUAAGAACUGAUCCUCAUCCAAAGUUUCUAAAGGAGUUCCUUAAAGCCCACAUACCGACGGCCCUUUUUUUUGUAUGCUCAGAUGCCUCUGUUGGUGUUUGUUUCUGUUUGUUUUAUUAUUCAGGGCUGAGUUUUUUAAUUACUAAGUGCAUUGAUUGACAUUUACAGAGGAAACGAAAGUCACUUUUCAAGCAGAUUUUGACUUUUUAAGGUAAGUUUGUAAAUAACGUGAUAUUCAACACGUACAGUAACUGAAUAAAAGUAAUAACGUGGAAGAUGUAUCGUGCAUUCUUAAAAGACAAAAAAAUCUGAAAAGUUCAAAGCAGUGCAGUUGUCUUUAGUGUCUAAUUUUGUCUCCCGGGACAAACGUAUGUGUGACAGUGCUGCCAUAAAUUGCAGAAAGUCUAUGUUCUAUAGAGAAAUAUAUAAAAAUAAGAUAUAUGAAAAGUUUACUGUAUCAAUAUGCAUUGAAUGUUUGCACAGAAUCUCCCAAGAGCGAGUUGCUCUGAACAAAAUAAGUGUUCUCAGCGGAAACUGAGGAAAAAAAAUAAAGUGUCAAAAUAAUGUGUGAACUAAAGAUGUUUCAAACCGUGUCUAUGUGAUGGGAGGGUGAAUUCUCUUGUUUAUUUCUAAUCGUCUUUUUCAAAUAAAUAUGCUCGCCAAACGGUGGCGCUAUCCUAAGACGCCCAUGUUGUCUUUUCUUAGUCGAUGGUUUUUGUUGGUGACCCUGAUGCAUAAAAACGAGCCUCCAGCUGUCGUAGCUCUCCUGCUAUCAGUGAUUAUAUUCAGCGGGUGUCAGAGUGAGAACCAAAGACACGGCUGGAGGUCAGAAAUGAGAGUUGGAUGCUUGUUUUUCUCUGUCAAACUGACUGAAGAGCUGUUUCUUUCCCUUUAGCUCCUUACAGCUGAAUUCAAAGAUUAUUCUAGCAGUGUUUCAUUCCCCUUUACUUUGGCCUCGCUUUCCUUUCUUCACUCAACGUCUUUUCUUUUUCCUUCAACUUUUUAACUGGGAACACAGAGCUAAUCAAGGGGCUUUAAGUUUGAUGUAAGUUUUUGCAUUUGUAAAAAAAAUUAAUAAUGUACUGCUGUCUGUUAAUGUCAAGAAUCAAACUGAAUUAAAAAAAAAGACAUGUUGGUUAUAUGGAUUUUGUAUGUAUAGAAAAGAAUAAAUUAUGAGCCUCG
This is a messenger RNA of Xiphophorus maculatus (southern platyfish), 5747 nucleotides long. It is a transcript of the gene erc1, whose product is annotated as ELKS/RAB6-interacting/CAST family member 1. Gene Ontology annotation, molecular function: structural constituent of presynaptic active zone. Lineage: Eukaryota; Metazoa; Chordata; Actinopteri; Cyprinodontiformes; Poeciliidae. The transcript has 22 exons. Gene Ontology annotation, biological process: regulation of synaptic plasticity; neuromuscular synaptic transmission; maintenance of presynaptic active zone structure. Gene Ontology annotation, cellular component: cytoskeleton of presynaptic active zone. The coding region runs from base 286 to 3687 and encodes 1133 amino acids. The record is from RefSeq and is a predicted model, not a curated record.